This is a messenger RNA of Zootoca vivipara (common lizard), 702 nucleotides long. RefSeq names its product prefoldin subunit 2 (gene PFDN2). The record is from RefSeq and is a predicted model, not a curated record. NCBI's taxonomy places the organism in Eukaryota, Metazoa, Chordata, Lepidosauria, Squamata, Lacertidae. Gene Ontology annotation, cellular component: prefoldin complex. Gene Ontology annotation, biological process: protein folding.
UUGUUAGGCAGGCCUUAUGUCUCUCGAGGGCCUGGCCAAGUGAAGAAAGAUGGCGGAGAGCGGCAAGACGAAAAGUGGCCCGGCGGCUCCUCCCAGCAGCGUCGGCGCUGCUGCUUCGGCUGGGGGUCCCCACGGCAAGGCCAUGACGGCGGAGCAGGUGGUGGCUGGAUUUAACCGUCUGCGUCAGGAGCAGCGAGGUCUAGCCUCAAAGGCAGCUGAGCUGGAGAUGGAGCUGAAUGAGCACAAGCUGGUACUUGAAACACUCCGAGAAGUGGACCCUACUAGGAAGUGUUACCGGAUGGUGGGAGGUGUGUUGGUAGAACGCACUGUGAAAGAAGUUCUCCCAGCCUUGGAAAAUAACAAAGAGCAGAUCAACAAGAUCAUAGAGACCUUGACCCAGCAGCUGCAGACGAAAGGGCGGGAGCUGAACGAGUUCCGGGAAAAACACAACAUCCGCCUGAUGGGCGAGGAUGACCAGAAGGCUCCCUCCAAGGACAGCACUGAGGGGUCGGGCGGCAAGGCCAGCUCCACAGGGGUCCUCGUUUCCUAGUGGGCGCAGCAGCCGUCUCCCAAAGGACUUUUUUACCGCCUCUCACUCUACAGUUGUGGCUCUUGACCUCAAAAGGCUUAACUUUAUUAUUAUUUUGGUGUCAUCUCUGACAAUAUUUUUUUGUUAAAUAAAACUUUUUGGUGUGUCACAUA